Spirodela intermedia is the source of this 2806-nucleotide messenger RNA. NCBI's taxonomy places the organism in Eukaryota, Viridiplantae, Streptophyta, Magnoliopsida, Alismatales, Araceae. The record is from the annotation of a GenBank genome assembly.
AUGGCCGCCGCGAUGGUGGAAGGAGGAGAUGGACAGCGGAGGACGAAGAAGAAGAAGCUGGCGGCAGGAGAGGCUUCGGUGGGGGGAGGCCGGUGGCCUCUCGUCAGACCCAAGCUGGAUCUCCAGAUCACCCGUCUGAAGGGCGACGAUCUUUUUACGGUGCGUACCGCCUCCUUUGUUUCCUCUUCGGUGCUCUACCCUCCCCGAUCGUUUAGAGGAUGGGGAAGAGCACGAAGAAAUUCCGUGAACCGGAGGACUUUGAAGAUCCGUCUCGUCCACGCUUUUCUCGUGAUUCAGCUCCGAAAUUCGUUUGCUUCGAGAGAUAUUGCAUCUUUGUGGAAACUUGAUAUUAUUUGUUUAUAUCGUGGGAAAAUGGAUUGUUGACUGGGAUCAGACGGGGCGAGGGAAAUUAUGCUUCUGUGUGGCUUCCGAUCCUCUUUCACAAAGGAAAGGAAGAUUUAUGAGGUGUGGUUCGCGAUGAUGGCCUUGAACAUCCUCUCUUGCAUGAUUCAAAACAAAGUUGUAUUGGAUCCUCCAUUUGUAGGAGGAUAAUUCAAGAGCUUCUUUCCGAGGUGGACUCUGAUCUAUGCUUGUGUUCAGUUGUACUCCAUGUCCGUCAAUCGAAGAAGACGCCAAUCAAUGGUUUUAACAGAGGACUGAAGAUGCCAUUUAUGAGUUUCUAGAAGUAGAUGAGGUAGUCCUCAUGAUCAAAAUCACGACGGGGACUCUUAACAGUCUUCGUAUAUUUAAAGGAUUUCACCCUUUCGGCAUCCUAGUGAUUCAUCUGUCAUAGGUUUAGGACAUUCCAUUAUUUCCGCACCUUAUAGCUGUUCUCUUCCUGUGCAUUCGUUUCUCAUCACGGACAUAAUUGGGUGGCAUCCCUUUACUUCCAUCUUUCACCCUGAGUUUCUGAUGGUUCUCACAUUGCCUUCCGCCGUCAUGCUCUCUUAACAGCCAGACUGCGGUUAUGACAUCUCCCAAAGAAGUUUUUUGAGAUGCCAUCCUCUCUCUCUCUCCCUCUCUCCCUCUCCCUCUCCUCUCCCUCUCCUCUCCCUCCCUCUCCCUCUCCCUCCCUCUCUCUCUCUCUCUCUCUCCCCCAGAAAAUCUGCCCUGCAUCUUUAAUCCAUGCUUCCAUAAGUUAGCAGUAGUCGUUUUUUUAUGCACUCAGACAACAUAAAGUAGCGGGAUAUUUUUUAUUGGUGCGUGAAGGAUGGAGUAAUACAGUUUUUGAUUUAGACGUGGACUAGUCUCUCCUAGAACAGCGUAGAGAAGACUUUCUUUCGCAAAGAAAUAUGAACCUUAACAAUUCUUUUCAACUUGGCCAGGAGAUUUUCUCCAAUAACUUUUUGAACUGAUAUACAUUGUGGGGAGUUCAGGAGAUAUCCAUUGUGUUCUUCUUUGACUCCUAUUGUUGCCAUUGUGAUCAGUCAACUGGUCAGAGGGAAGAGUCAACAUGAAGUUUAUUUUACCUAAAUCUUGAGUAUACCUUUAUCGCCGGUGCCUUUCUUAUUUUAUCAGCAUUGAAUGGGAUUCUCAGUGGUGGGCUUCCCGGUUAAGAUAUUCAGGUACCAAACUAUCUCACGCCACAUGAGGUGAAAGGCUUCAUUGAAGCUGCGGAGUCUUCUGGCUUCUCUCAUCAAGGUAGCCUCGGCCCCGCUAGAGGAGAGGCCUACAGAGAUAAUGACCGCAUAUCUCUGAACGAUCCUGAGCUUGCGAAGUGCAUAUGGGAGUCCGGGCUGGAUAAAGUCUUCAGCAGUAUCAAGCUUCAAGGCAGAUCCGCCGUCGGGCUAAAUCCCAAUAUCAGAUUCUACAGGUUGGUUCCCAGAAUAGUAUCAUCUUCCCUCGUAUGUGGGUUGACUAUCUUCCCUACUUGACCUUGCCUACUAUGCCGAAAAACCGUUUUUAUUCUUAAUAUUAUUAAUUUUUACAUAUACCCAGAACAGGGUCAUCGUCCCUCGUCUGUGGGUUGACUUUUUUCUAUCCUUGAUCUUGCCUACUAUGCUGAAAAACCUUUUUUAUUCUUCUUAUUAUUAUUUAUUACAGAUACCCAGAAUAGUAUCAUCAUCCUUCGUUUGUGGGUUGACUAUUUUCCAUCCUUGACCUUGGCCACUACGCUGAAGAACCGUUUUUAUUCUUAUUAUUUUAUUUUUUUACAGAUACCCAGAAUAGUAUCAUCAUCCCUCGUUUUUGGGUUGACUAGUUUCCAUCCUUGACCUUGGCUACGAUGCCCAUAAACUCUUUUAUUAUUAUUAUUAUUAUUAUUAUUAUUAUUAUUUACGGAUACCCAGAAUAGUAUCAUCGUCCCUCGUUACCCAAAAUCCGUUUUUAUUAUAAAAAAAAAUUAAACUUCUGAUGAUCUAUCGGCCUUUCCUCUUCAGGUACAAGGUCGGGCAACGCUUCGGCCGGCACAUCGACGAGAGCGUCGAUCUCGGAAGGGGGAGGAAGACCCAGUACACUCUGCUGAUAUAUCUCAGCGGGCGGCGGGCGGCCCCUGGAGAGAGAAAUGAUCCACGGAGAGGCGGCGGCGAUCCUUCUCCACCGUCGGCCCUCGUCGGCGGCGAGACCGUGUUCUACGAUGAUCGAAGAGGAACCGUAGCCGAGGUACCACUACUAAUCCCUCAUUCUCUCCUUCCUCUUGGGGCCUGACUCUCUCUCUCUCUCUCUCUCUCUUUCUGUGAUUCAGGUGGCUCCGGCGGAGGGGAUGGCGCUGGUUCACAUCCAUGGCGGCAGAUGCAUGCUGCACGAGGCUCGCGCCGUGGUGAAGGGCACCAAGUACAUCCUCCGUUCGGACGUGGUGUUCGCCUGA